Molecule: messenger RNA, 2429 nt
Organism: Aspergillus welwitschiae
Lineage: Eukaryota; Fungi; Ascomycota; Eurotiomycetes; Eurotiales; Aspergillaceae
Product: putative HLH transcription factor (Hpa3)
Exons: 4
Coding region: 271-1782 (503 amino acids)
Biological process (GO): positive regulation of transcription by RNA polymerase II
Cellular component (GO): RNA polymerase II transcription regulator complex
Molecular function (GO): protein dimerization activity; DNA-binding transcription factor activity
Source: RefSeq, a predicted model, not a curated record
CACGAGAUCGCCAUUGGACACGUACAGUUGGUUAAAUCUAUAUUGCAUUAACCGAAUUGCCAGUCAACGUUUGAACGUUCACUGUCUUAUUACGUGUUGUGCCGAUCCCUGAACAUGAGAUAGCGGAGCGACCCUGGCUUUUACACCAUCCGGUCCUGAAACACAUCAGAAUACUCCUCGCCAAUCCGUCUCUUCUAACACCUUCCCUUCCCUGAUAUCCAUUUCCUUAGUAUCUUUCUGGAUUGCAGGUAUACCAGUCAACAGAUUGUCAUGGAGACCACUCUUGCUCAUCGACCUUGGGAGCCCGCUACCACGGGACCGCAAACCCCCCCAGUGUCGUCUACCCAAACCCUCCCAUCUAUUUCGACUUUGACAGCAAGUAUGGCCGGCGGCAUGCCUACCCAGGCCGAAAAGUCACCGGGGAAUGCCUCCCUAAAUACGAUAGAGCGAGAUUCGGGGAAUUGGUCCAUGCCUCAGAGUACCAGGUCGUCUACCUACUCAACCACGACAAACGCGACAGGCAACUAUCCCUCUCUCUCCUUCCUCACGUCCCAACCUUCUCCCAAUCGCGCAUCCUACGUCUCGGAUCGGUCCCCGUACCCCAACGACCACUCUAAUACCAACACGCCUUCCUCUGCGGGAGCGCAGCCUUCGCCCAAUUUCGGGUCAACCCAGCCGAACACAACCCUGCCUUCGAUCAACCAGAAUUACGAUGCUCCUUCUCAACGAGGCAGUAUGGUGGAACCCCCCGAGUCUCGACGGAGCAGUGUGGAUAGCAGGAUGAACCAAGGAAUCAGCUCGCUUGCCAUUAACCCCGCAUCUCCUUAUCAUAGCACGAAUGCUUCGCAAACCUCGAUUGUUUCGGGUCUCCAACGAGAGCGCGGUAUUUCUAUGGACGUGAAUAUGAACAAUUCCUAUCGCGGCCCUCGAUACUCUGGAGGCCAACCACUCUCUCCACUUGGCCCGCGGGCUAGCGAACAUCGCGGAUUUGCAGCUGGCCGCACGGCACCUGCCAUCUCGUCGAAUCCUCGCUCUGAAAUCUACAAUGCAGAGGCACCUACCGCUGGUCUUGCGUACGCUUUCCCGGAUCCUGACAUUGCGCGAUCCAAUUCUGUCUCUUCUACCACCGAAAAGUCAACCAAUCAAUUCUCCCGCAAAGGAAGUACUGCUGAGUCGCUUGCCAGUAGCGUCUUCUCUGAUGCACGGUUGCCUCGUGGACAGCAUGAACUUCCUCAAAAUGUGCACCAUCAUUCUUUACAACACAAGCAAGUCCGUGGUCUUAUUGGAGAAGCAGACGCACAUAGUGGUAGUACGCCUUACAGCAGAACUCCCGAGCUGAGGGUAACGCACAAGUUGGCGGAGCGAAAGCGCCGCAGUGAGAUGAAGGAUUGCUUCGAAGCUUUGCGUGUCCGCCUCCCACAAAGUCAGAACAAUAAAUCGAGUAAAUGGGAGACACUCACAAGAGCUAUCGAAUAUAUCUCACAUCUAGAAAAGAUGGUUACUACCACUCGCAGAGAAAAUGACGUGCUGAGGAGCGAACUUGACGAGAUGCGGGCACAACUCAGUCAGCAGCAAGCCAACGGCCAAUCUCGGCAGCCGUCGAUCUUUGAGCAUCAUCCCGUAACGGUGCCGCAGCCGAAUGGGCAGGUACAUGGCGCUAUGUUUUCCGGUUAUGCUCCUGGAUCCGCGAUGCCGCAAGAGCAACCGCGAACGCUUCCUCCGCUCAUGAACGGGACUGUUGCUCCAAUGCAAGGCGUGCAGUACACCGACGAACGACGGUAGCUAAUCGAUGGCCACCGAGAUUCUUACCCAUGACACAGCCCAUGACGAAUGCAUUGGUGACGGUUGCUUUACUUGACACGGCCCACAUUUCCUCGCGUUCUAGACGCGGUAUCCGACUUCUCUUUCUCUGGCUUGUAGAUUUGUUUUGGGUGGCUAUCGUCCUUUCGAGCGACAAUCUGCUUGACUAUUUCAUCAUCCUAUCCACCAUUUUGGUUGGCACAACAGCGAUUCUUGGCUAGCCUAUGGCGGGUAACAAAAACCUCUCAUCCUGUUUCUCUAUAUUUCUCACCUCUCCAGCAUAUUACCCCCUUGGUCAUGUCCCGUUACAUUACAUCUCGGGGUCAUGGUGGCUUCCACCUCCCCAAACUCAUUCAACCCCUACCCAUUUUCACCCCUCUCCCCAAGAAUCGGAAGAUCGGGGCGUGGAAUCUGUUUAUUUGACCUCCAUCAUGUAUUGUCGGUGUUGUUAAAGGUACCGUGUAUGCACGGAAGAAGGGCAAAAAAGGAAACUCGAACAUUAGUUGCUUGGAAAAGGAGUGUAUGUGUGGCAUUGUUUUGAUAUCCCCAUGGUUUGUUUAUUAUGUGUAUUUUGCUCUACAGAUACCUGGAAAUCAAACGUCGAAGCAUCGGUUGAUACCGGUCGACAU